AUGGAACAAAAUAAUUUAAAUGGUGGACAACAUCAAAAUCCCUAUAAUCUGCAACAUAGAGGAAUCAGGCUGCCGCAAGAAAGGCAGCAACAUCACGAAGAAGGCAGGCAGUCAUCAAAUAUUCAAAAUGAAAGGCGAUUUUUCUCCCCAAACAAUGUACAGGGGGGUGCCAGACUUAAUCCCACGCACAUAACAGAAGCUAGAAAUCGUAACGCUGAAACCGCAAUAAAUUCUUCCAUUGAUUUGCAUUCCCCAAUGAGAAUGAACGGUAUACAAGAUUCUAAUGACACAAAUUUUGAUCUUCCCUUUUUAGAUAACAACAAAGAGAGGUUAAGCAUGCACAAUUUUCCGAAGACAGACUUCUCUGAUUUUUCCUUCGAACUCAGCCCAUCGGAUCUUGAAAGUAUUCAGCUGUUUCAAACCGAAUUAAACAGGAAAAUAGAAGCAUGCCUAGGCGUGAUUGAUAAUAGACGACACCGGAUAUUAUCUGAAAUUGAGCUAUACAAGUUGCGCCUGAAAAAAAUGGACCAUAUGAAUGACCCGCAAAUCACUAACCAUAUCAACAAGCUCCAAAGAAUACGAAUGAGAGCUGUUGAAUUGGAAACAAUCGAAUUGCAAAGGCUAAGAAUCAAAACAUCGGAGAUCAUAAAAGAGUUUAAGAAGGAGUUUCAGUUGUAUUCCCAGUUGAAGUCAGACGGGAAACCUGCAGUGAAUCCCACCAACAAAUUUCGGAGUUGGAUAGCAGAAUUAGAUAUCUGGGAGUUAACCAAUACUGCUGACCAUAUGGCUGAACUAUCGAAGUACACUGAUGAUAUUCCUCCAAACUUUCCCGCGCUACCAAUGUCGUCUCUUCCCGUUGCGAACACACUAUCAACAUUGUUUGUGAACGAACGACACGUUCAACCUGAUCGAACCUUCCCUUUGCAUAAGCUUCCAUCUGAAAUUUUGCAUCUUGUUUUGGACAAGAUUGGGUUUAAAGCUGACAUUGUAAAUCUUUUGACUGUCUGUAAACUCUGGGCACUGAUAAUAGUGAAGAUUCUGUAUUACAGACCGCAUAUAAACCAAGAGAGACAGUUGAAGUUAUUUUUAAGAACAAUGAAGCUACCUUCUUUUCAGACUGUGUUCAAUUACCGCUUAAUGAUAAAACGGUUGAAUUUCUCUUUUGUAGGAGACUAUCUGAAUGACGAACAACUUUCGUACUUUGUUGGUUGCCACAACCUAGAGCGACUAACAUUGGUUUUCUGCAAGAAUAUCUCUAGCAAACCGAUAUCUGCAGUUCUAAAAGGAUGCAGAUUUCUACAAAGUGUUGAUAUAACUGGCAUUAGGGACAUUCAAGACGACGUUUUUAACACCUUAGCAGAAAGCUGUAGACGAGUGCAGGGAUUCUACGUUCCAAUGGCCAAAAACGUCAGCUUUAAUGCGCUAAACACCUUCAUCAUUCAUGCCCCAAUGUUAAAACGAGUCAAGAUAACUGCUAAUACAAAUAUUAAUGACGAAAUAGUUGAAAAGUUGGCUGACAAAUGCCCGAUGUUGGUUGAGGUAGAUAUCACCUCAUGUCCAAAUGUGCAUGAUUCAAGCUUGUUGAAACUGUUUACUAAACUACCACAAUUGCGAGAGUUCAAGGUAACUCAUAACGAGAACAUAUCGGAUAAUUUAUUGCAUGAGCUAUCAAAGACUGUAGAUCAGUUACCAGCUUUACGAUUAAUCGACUUCUCGAGCUGUGAAAAUAUUACUGACAAAACAGUAGAGCGGUUGGUCGACCUUUCUCCCAAACUCAGAAAUAUUUAUUUGGGGAAGUGCAGCCGAAUCACUGACACGUCAUUAUUCAAUCUAUCAAGGCUGGUAAAAAAUUUACAGCAAGUACACUUUGGUCAUUGCUUCAACAUUACUGACCAAGGAGUUAGAAUACUGGUGCAAUCGUGCCCCAGAAUCCAGUACGUUGAUUUUGCCUGUUGCACCAAUUUGACAAAUCGUACGCUUUAUGAACUUUCUGACCUACAAAAGUUGAAGAGAAUUGGUCUGGUUAAGUGUACACAAAUGACGGACGAAGGUUUACUUAACAUGAUUGCGCUUAGGGGGAGAGGAGAUAGUUUGGAAAGGGUGCAUUUAUCUUAUUGUUCAAACCUAACAAUAUAUCCAAUUUAUGAAUUACUAAUGGCAUGUCCCAGACUUUCACACCUGUCUUUAACUGCUGUACCAUCAUUCCUUCGACAGGAUAUUACACAGUUUUGUAGACCUGCGCCUCCAGAUUUCAGUGAAAAUCAACGACAGAUAUUUUGUGUUUUCUCUGGGAAAGGUGUGCAUAAACUACGAAAUUAUCUGAUGAAACUAACCCCGGAAACAACAGAACCACAGACGGAUAUAAAUGAUAUUUUGACUAAACUAAUUAUCAAAAACAAUUUAAUAGAACCAAAUGAAUCGCAAUCCGAGGCAAUUGACAGAAUCACAUUCAACUUGAAUCAUGAAUCAGUCGCAAUAUUAACGGCUACGGGACUUAACCAGCUUCCAGAUUUGGCGAAUGAUCUAAACAUACAAAACAUUGAUUUUGAAAAUAUGGAGGAUCUGUUCACUUGGUCAAAUAAUGAGUCACUCUUGAAGUUCAGUCAGCCAGAUCAUGACGUGUCUCAUUUGUUUCAUCUUGUUGAUACAAAUUAUUGCGAAGAUCCUUAUGCAUACGAAUACGAAGAUACUAACGUUAUCAUGGCCCCAGGGGGGAAUAGAGAUUUAAACGAAGAAAUGCUACAUGUCACCAGAAAGUACCAUGAAUUGAAUGAGCGGAUCGAUGAUUUUGAAGUCAAUGUAGCCAGUUUAGCCCGGAUUCAAUUUCAAUUUACGGGAUUUUUGUUGCACGAAAUGGCACAGAUAUAUAUUCAAAUGGUUGAAUUAAACAGACUGAUCUGCCAGAUUCAAGAUCGAGUUUUUGCGUCGGGUAUACAAAGCGACAUAGACAGUCUGUACGUGUGGCGUCAUAUCCAUUUUGACAAAUUUCAAAUUCUGCUAGGAAAGUAUCAAGUGACAACUGUUGUACUGAGACUUUAUCUAAAAGAGAGUAUUGCUGCUUUUACUAGACAGAGGGAGAUCAUUCUGGCCAAUGAAAGAAAUGAAUCCUCAAGCACAAAUGUCAUCGAGAAUUUUACGAGCAUCUUAAGUGCAGCUGACAAUAGCGGGAACUUCAAUGGUAUACCGAGGGAGACUGAUGAGACUACCGCAAGGGAUGCUCUUGAUCGUCAAAGACAGGGUCUCCAAUUUUUGGGAAGAAUGGGACAAAGAGCUACGCUGACUCCAGAUCAACUCAGAACCAUACAGCUCGGUUUGAGCAAUACAACUGCCAAUGUGACACAAGAUAAUGCGAAUGAGGGUAAUAACGGGGGAAGAUCUGACACCCCAGAUGAGGAGAUGAUGGAUGAUGAUGCUUAG
Huiozyma naganishii CBS 8797 is the source of this 3417-nucleotide messenger RNA. It is a transcript of the gene GRR1, whose product is annotated as SCF ubiquitin ligase complex subunit GRR1. The coding region runs from base 1 to 3417 and encodes 1138 amino acids. The record is from RefSeq and is a predicted model, not a curated record. Gene Ontology annotation, biological process: SCF-dependent proteasomal ubiquitin-dependent protein catabolic process. Gene Ontology annotation, molecular function: protein binding. Lineage: Eukaryota; Fungi; Ascomycota; Saccharomycetes; Saccharomycetales; Saccharomycetaceae. Gene Ontology annotation, cellular component: SCF ubiquitin ligase complex. The transcript has a single exon.